GCCUUCGUGCGGCUUCGGAACUUGGCGGAGCAGAUACCAGAACAUGCGGGAAGUGCACUCCGCCGUCGGGGCGUCGCCGUUCUCAGGCCAGGCCUUUCCACGGACGACGUGGUUGGUCAGGACUUCCUGCGGCGUGAGCUCCAGCGUGAAGACAUGACGAGUGCCAUGUCGCGGCUGCUGCGGCCGGACUCGCAGCUCUUCGUUCGGCUCGGGUUUGGUCCGGCGUGGUGUGGCGAAUUCCAGAUCAGGCAGGCGCCUCCACGCAAAAGUGGUCAGGAGCCCUCGCCGCCUUUUCUGCCUCUGUCGGGGCCACUUAAUGUGCCCUUGGUUUGGCUACAGCCGUUACGAUACAUACCCUGGCUGGCGCGACUGCUGAAGGUUGUGCUUGCAGCGCGGGUGCCCGUGCAGCCUCUGGCAGUUCGGCCAAAGCAACAGGAGGAUUCUGGUGGCGAUCCACCUUCUUGGUGGUGGCACAGCGAAGUCGGCGAGGGCGAUGUCAUUGUGCUGGACCAUUCUGUGGCUUCAGACAGUCCUUGCAGCCUGCCGGGUGAAGAUGCGCUGCAAGAGGCCGGCCAGGCAGCGCGGCUCCUUGGGGAGGCUUUGAGCAUGGGCUGCCCUCCGGACAGAGCGUUGGAGGUGUGCGAAGCUUUUGCGGCGGACGUCUUGGAUCCGGCUCCAUAUCCUGCUGUGGGGAGGCAGUACAUCGUGCAAUCCCUGCCGUCCGCUCUGAUUCGCCGUGAGGAAAAUGUGGAGAGCGAUGUGGUUGGAGAGUUGAGGCCUGGUAGCAUCGUCAGCAUCCUCACGCGGGGUGUUGAGAGUCCCGGACGCGUGGAGGUCUUUACGGAACAAGCGAUGCGAAUGCCUGGCUACCUCUCGGACGAAGGUCCGAGUGGUCUGGCUUCUGCCGGAUUGAAGGGAUGGAUCUCCAGUGAAGCCUACAAUGGGACACGGCUACUGGUGUCUCUAGAGCCUGCCGAGGUGCCUGCAGCCACGGAAAGGCAGCUGGGCGAGCUCUCCGGGGCCUUGCGUGGUAUUUGUGCGUGGGUCAACGUGACCCUGGCAUCGGCAUCUGCAGGCUCCACAUGGCGUACGGAACAGAUUUGCAAGCGGCAUGCCGGCACACUGGAGCAGAUGCUGCUCAAGUCCGAGCACCUUUCAGUCGAGGCGUGUGAUGUGUCUGGCACUGGAGCCAUGGGAGAGCCACCAAGUUGCUGCCCUCGCAGUGACAGCCCUUACGCUGCUCCUGGGCGCGCUCGUCCUGGCGGCUCUUGGCGCGGUCUGGAGGCUCAGUCGCCGGACAAGCUUCGCAGCAGAGGGGCGCACCAGCAGCUGCAGGCGGAGUUCCCGCCGUAUUUGAAGGACGUGAUGGAGCCUCCAGCCGUGCUGCACUGUCGGGUGUCGGGCAGUGCACUGGCCAUGAUGCUUCUGGGUCCAGCCACUUUGCGUGGUGCGCUUCUCGGCUCCAUUUUGCUUCUCUUGGAAGGCCUGGGUGAGAGAGCCAUUCCAAGAGAUUCUCACCGCAGGCACCUUGAGGCCAACGUGCUGAGCACUGCAGCAUAUGACGAUGAGCCGACUAUUGCCCCAUCAGUGAAGGAGCAUACCGACAGCCAGCCUCCUGCGGUCGCACACGAGCCCACGAGCUCUUCCGACGACGAAGGUUUCUGUGGAGGCCGUGUGAACUUGCCAGAGUUAUUGACCGUGAGGCAGGCUGCGCGUGAAGGCCUUGCAUGGAGGUGCCCUGGCAUGGCGCCUUCAAGCAAUGCCACGAGCGAGUUCGGAAUGGAUGCAGAACAGCUGCAGCUUGGGCCUGAUGCUGAUCCGGCUGUUUCAGCAGAUGUGGAGCUUUCUUCGGCUGGAACAGCACCUCUCUCCUGCUCUCACGAAUCGCAGUUCUUCGGGGCUCUUGCUUCCAACACGGGGGUGAGAGAUGUGGGACCCCCGGGAUUCCUUGUAUGGAAGUUGACGGCAGAGUGGGGAGCCGCAACUUUGUUUGCGUCCACCGCUAUGUGCUACUGUUCUUGGGGUUGGCUCUAUUGGAGUUCUUGCGGUUGUCAGUUCGUUGUGAUCAACCUCUUGACUGACAAGUUCUGGGUCAAGGACAAGAGCGCCAAGAACCUGCAAAGUGUGAUUCCAGAAUCCAAGCAAAAGUACAGCAUACACAAAAACACUUCAGACGACACGUGCAGCAUCGAAGCCAAGAUGUCUCUGCUCGUUGGUUCUACCGGAAGCCACCCCCUCUUGAAACACUCGGUCCGUUGGAUGCAGUACGUGGCGGCUCCAUACCGCCGAGUCAGUCUACUCAACUUCCUGAGCAUGGCUGCGGGAGUUCUUGCUCUGAACCAGCUUUCCAAUAUGCACCCUCGAUGGGACAGCGACACCAACGAUGUUCUCCAGUUUCACGAAGUUAGCCAGUGCGCUGUGAAAGGCUUCCAAGCUGCUGAGGAUGCACUGAGAUGCGACCGACCGCUGCCUCCGAGACGUGAGGAUGAGGUUUUCCCGGCCGAGAUUGCAACAGUGGCCAUCAAGCCCAUGCAGCCACGAAAGCAGAAGGCCAACCUCGUGAGCUUCAGCCCGCGCCUCUCGGAAGACCCAGACAUCGCAGAGAAGCAGAAGGCGCCCGGGGCAGGGAAUUCCGAGGCUUCGACGUCGAAAGAGUUGUCGACUGUCGGGGCUUUCGGUGUAGGGCUCUAG
Messenger RNA from Symbiodinium sp. CCMP2592, 2691 nucleotides. The record is from the annotation of a GenBank genome assembly. Lineage: Eukaryota; Dinophyceae; Suessiales; Symbiodiniaceae.